UACCAACCGUUUYCGAGUCCAUAGCAACCGUUAAAACUAGCGGAACCGAGCCGUUUUUGUCUCAGCAGUUUUCCUCUUAACGGCGGUUAUUCUGUGUAUCUAAAGUGUCCGUUUCUGUCAUGGAGGACGAGAAGAAGUCACCGCGUCCAGUUAAGCAGAUUUUCGUGAACGACGUCCACACGUAUGUUUCAAAGCACGUCGCCGAGAUUAUAGGAGAAAUUGAAGCUCCUGAUGAGUCGGACGAUGAUGACACAGGAGAUGAGUCACCGAGUCCCCCGGACGAACCUGCUUUUCAGGUCGUAGGAACUUCCAUCAAUGAGGAGAAAGUACAGAAUCUACACCAACUGUAUGUGUCCCCAAGCAGAGAUGAGCUGCAGCAGCUGCUGCUGGAGUGUGAUGUUGUGGUUUACUGCGUCACCGAAAGUGCAGCUCAACAGCAGAUUGAAGAAGCAACAUGGGCAUUAGCAGUCCUUCGGGAUGAAAUGGAAAGCUUCGAAACCCGGAGAUAUUUCAUCCUCGUCUCCACAUUGAUGACUUGGACGAAUUUUAGGGUUUCAGACCUAAAUAACCCAGUUGUCCCGUUUUUAGAAGAAGAUUUUCUCCGAAGAAGGCCUCAUCCCAAGUUCAGGAAACACAACGAGCUGGAGAAGCUUGUGCUCAAGAUACCCCGAGGUAAAGCAUCUAAGCUCAAAGGUUACGUUGUAUGUGCUGGAUUUCAGUACGGGAUGGGAGAAAAUCUCUUCCACUACUUUUUUAAGGUUUCAUGGUUGAUGGAGGAGCCAAAGGUUCCCAUAUUUGGAAGUGGUGAAAAUUUUAUUCCCAUGAUUCAUGUUCGUGACCUUGGAAGAGUGGUCCAAGGCAUCAUUAAGGCGAAGCCAAGUCCAAGGUACAUCGUUGCCAUUGAUGAGUCCAAGAACACGUUAGAGGAUGUUGUAAAGACUAUUAGUGAUGUGCUCGGGCCAGAAAAAAUCUGCAAGUUACUUCCAGAAGACGCCAUCAGAAUGAACGCUUUUAAGCCGGAAGAACUGGACUGUCUCAACGUCAACCUGCAAGUGGAAGGUUCUAUAGUCAGCGACUAUUUGACCUUUGACUGGACGAGUGAAGAAGGACUGGUGAAAAACAUCAAGAACAUYGUGAAGGAGUACAAACUCGCAAGACAGCUUCUCCCGAUUAAGAUCUGCCUGAUUGGCCCUCCGGCGGUGGGGAAGACGACUCUUGCCAUGAAGCUCUGCCAGCACUACAAACUUCAUUACAUCCACGUCAAAAGCAUGUUUGAUGAGAAAAUUACUCAGCUGGAGAYGAUAAUAGCUACAGAGGAGUAUGAAGAAGAAAUAGCUGAAGACGCUCAAGUUGCUGCACAGGACCAGCUGGAAUACAUCCAGAGGACUCUGGAGGACAAUGAAGGUGUUGUGACUGAGGACCUGAUUUUUGAGGUUCUGCAUGAAAAGCUUUACUCCAAGGGAUCCAGGAACCAAGGGUUUGUUCUGGACGGCUUCCCUGAGACUCUGGAUCAGGCAAAGAUGGUUUUUGCUGAUGAGAGUCAGGAGAACCAGGAUGUAGAUGUACUGUCCAAAAUGCCGUGGUACAACAAGAUCGUCACCCCAGAGUACAUUUUUUCCCUCGAAGCACCAGAUGAUUUCCUGUUCACGCGAGUGCAAGAGCUUCCAGAGUCCAUAGCUGAGAAGAUGCACUACACCCAGGACGAAUUCAAGUCUCGUCUGGGUGCAUACCGGGAUCGCUGCAAAGCUCCAGGAACCUUGUUGGACUUUUUUGAUCACCGGGAACUCCAUCCAGAAUAUUUAGACAUCACCUCAGAUGAUUCGGAGUACACAUGUACUAUGAAGAAGAUUAUUGAGAUUAUAGGGGAGCCCAAGAACUACGGCGGGACUCCACAGGAGCAGGCGGAGCAGAAGAGAAGGAAAGAGGAAGAGAGGAAGCAGAAGCUGGCGGCAGAGGCAGCGGAGAGGAAGGAGAGGAAGGAGGCUGCUCUGGCUGAGAUGACGGGUCACUACGAGGACUGGAAGAAGAACCUGGGGAUGGUGGUGGAGCAGGAGUCUGAAAUGUUGGAAGCCAAAGCUCUUCCUCUCAGAAACUACCUGAUGAAGUACGUGAUGCCUUCGCUGGGCGAGGCCAUGCUGGAGUGCUCCAAGGUCAAACCGGAAGACCCCGUCGACUUCCUGGCUGAACAUCUUUUACGGAACAGCACAGAAGACUGAAUGACAUCAGAUCUAAACGUCAUGAACAAAUCGAGACGAUUUCUGAGCAAUAAACUCUUAAGAUGUUAUGAUAAAAAGUACAGCACUUAAUCCUCUAAAUUCAAUAAAAGUAAGUUUUAUGCGACGGACAAUGUCACAUUUUUUGCAAAAAUGUGAAAUCUGCAUUUGUAAAUGUUAAUUAAAUGGCAGAUUGAAGAGCUUA
Poecilia reticulata (guppy) is the source of this 2418-nucleotide messenger RNA. RefSeq names its product adenylate kinase 7-like. Gene Ontology annotation, biological process: nucleobase-containing compound metabolic process. The record is from RefSeq and is a predicted model, not a curated record. Lineage: Eukaryota; Metazoa; Chordata; Actinopteri; Cyprinodontiformes; Poeciliidae. Gene Ontology annotation, molecular function: ATP binding; nucleobase-containing compound kinase activity.